AACGCUGGUAGCGCACAUUGAUGACGCAGACGUUUUCUUCCGCAGAAGGAAACACUUUGGGGCGUUCUGGGGACACUCGCUAACAGCCUAGCCAUGAAUUGGAACAAAGGUGGUCCCGGUGUGAAGCGAGGGUUUGGCUUUGGAGGGUUUUCACUUGCCGGGAAGAAAGAGGAGCCCCAAAUAUCCCAGAAAUCUCACACAUCAUUUGGCCCUCCUGGAUCAAGCAGUGGCUAUGGGAAGGGCCAACUGCCAUCAUUCUACAAAAUAGGAACAAAAAGAAGCAAUUUUGAUGAAGAAAAUGCGUAUUUUGAAGACGAUGAAGAGGAGUCCAGCAGCAACGUGGACCUGCCGUACAUCCCGGCUGCGAACUCGCCCACGCGGCUGCAGAUGAAAUCCGGUGGCGGCUCAGACAGCGAGGACGAUCCCCUCGACGCCUUCAUGGCCGAGGUCGAGAACCAAGCCGCAAAGGACAUUAAGAAAGUUGAGGAAAAGGCGGCCAAGGGUAUUCGUGAUGACAUUGAAGAAGAAGAUGAGCAAGAGGCCUACUUCCGCUACAUGGCUGAGAACCCCACAGCCGGCCUGAACCAGGAGGAGGAGGAGGAGAAUGUGGACUAUGACAGUGACGGCAACCCCAUUGCCUCCACUACCAAGAAAAUCAUCAUGCCCCUUCCUCCCAUUGACCACUCAGAGAUUGAUUACCCACCCUUUGAGAAAAACUUCUACAAUGAGCACGAGGAGCUCAGCAUCCUCACCGGAACUCAGGUGGUAGAGUUACGACAGAAACUCAACUUGCGAGUAUCUGGCGCAGCCCCGCCAAAACCCUGUACCAGCUUUGCUCAUUUUGGCUUUGACGAGCAGCUCAUGCAUCAGAUUCGCAAGUCCGAGUACACUCAGCCAACGCCAAUUCAGUGCCAGGGUGUGCCCAUUGCUCUGUCGGGACGCGACAUGAUUGGGAUCGCAAAAACAGGCAGUGGCAAAACGGCCGCUUUCAUCUGGCCCAUGCUUGUCCACAUCAUGGACCAGAAGGAGCUGGAGGCGGGGGAGGGGCCCAUCGCAGUCAUCGUGUGCCCCACUAGGGAGCUUUGUCAGCAGAUCCAUGCCGAAUGCAAGCGUUUCGGGAAAGCCUACUCGCUGCGCUCAGUGGCGGUGUACGGAGGAGGCAGCAUGUGGGAGCAGGCCAAGGCUCUGCAGGAGGGGGCAGAGAUUGUGGUGUGCACGCCGGGUCGUCUGAUUGACCACGUGAAAAAGAAGGCCACAUCCCUGCAGAGAGUGACCUACCUGGUGUUUGACGAGGCAGACCGCAUGUUUGACAUGGGCUUCGAGUAUCAAGUUCGAUCCAUCGCCAGCCACGUGCGCCCGGACAGGCAGACCCUUCUGUUUAGCGCCACUUUCCGAAAGAAGAUAGAGAGGUUAGCCAGAGACAUCCUGAUGGAUCCUAUUCGUGUGGUGCAGGGAGACAUUGGAGAGGCCAAUGAGGACGUGACACAGAUGGUGGAGAUGCUGCUUAGCGGCACGGAUAAAUGGGGCUGGCUGACCCGGCGCCUGGUGGAGUUCACCUCCAGCGGCUCGGUCCUCAUCUUUGUCACCAAGAAGGCCAACUCUGAGGAGCUGGCCAACAACCUCAUGCAGGAGGGCUACAGUCUGGGCCUGCUGCACGGAGACAUGGACCAGAGCGAGAGGAACAAGGUCAUCAGCGACUUCAAGAAGAAGAAUUUGCCCAUCCUGGUAGCCACUGAUGUUGCUGCUCGUGGUCUGGACAUCCCAUCCAUUCGCACGGUGGUCAACUAUGACGUCGCACGAGACAUCGACACGCACACACACAGGAUCGGUCGCACAGGUCGUGCUGGCGAGAAGGGCGUGGCCUACACUCUUCUGACCAGCAAGGACACGUCGUUCGCUGGGGACCUGGUGCGGAACCUGGAGGGAGCCAAUCAGAGCGUCUCCAAAGAACUGAUGGACUUAGCCCUGCAGAAUCCCUGGUUCAGGAAAUCCAGAUUUAAAGGCGGAAAAGGAAAGAAGCUGAACAUCGGCGGAGGAGGACUCGGUUACAAAGAGAGACCAGGACUGGGUUCUGACAGUUCUGAUCGCAGCAGCAGUGUGUUGUCUUCCAUGAGCAGCUACGAAGGGUUCAGCAAACCUGCCUCUGGAGCCAUGGGAGACCGCAUUUCUGCAAUGAGACAAGCCUUCCAGGCUCAGUACAAGAGUCACUUUGUGGCUGCGUCCGGCAACCCUCCAAAGCUCAGCGCCAAGUCCAGCAGCUCCUCCGGCUGGACCAGCGCUGGCAGUCUGAGCUCCGUGCCCACAGAGUCUGCCAAUGGGCCGGCGCGGCCCAAGGCUUCCACCUUUGCCAUGCCAGGCUUCACCAGCGCCGGCUCCCUUAGUUCGGUGCCCACCAGUCAGAGCAGUUAUCCUCCGCCCGCCACGUCCUCGCUGAGGGACAGCUCGCGGGACAAAGCCAGCGAUAGAGACCGGGAUCGUGAUCGCUACAGCAGCAGCCGCCAUAGCGAAAGUCGUAACGGGGAAGAAGGCAAGCGGGAUAGAGAGGACAGAAAGUGCCAGAGGGACAGAGGAGACGAUAGCUUUGCCGUCCCUGAGCCACCAAAACGUAGAAAGAGCAGGUGGGACAACUAAUCGGCACAGUCAGGAAAUGGUGUGUUAUCAACUUGUUUGUGUAAGACAGCGAGCUUGAGCAUAUCAGAUACAAGGUGCCGAUGUGGACAGACAGCCAAACAUCCCAAAAGCAGCCACUGUAGAUAUCCCAUCACGACUGUGUUGUUGUUGUCAAGCAAUAGAACUGAUUCUGUUGUCGGCUGUCAGGUUAGGUUGGUUGUGUUGUCCUGCUCCUGCCACGCUUCCCUGCUUGCAAACUGGACUCUUAUGGGUUGUUUGUGUGUUUUCAUUUAAUUGUAAAGCAAAGCUGACGCUUACAACAGUUUCUUUUCUGAAUAAAACAAGCGCUCUGUGAUGAUUUUCACUCCACGCUAGCAGAUAUCAGACACGGUUGUUCUUGUAUUUGAGUCUUAGUGAAGUGCCUUUCCCUGGCAUUAGUUUGUGCUUUUCACAAUGUUUUUUGUAAAGGGGAUUGAAAGGUUCAUUCAAAAUAUGAUGGUUUGAUUAUUAAAGACUGAAAUCUAAACCUG
Molecule: messenger RNA, 3140 nt
Organism: Dunckerocampus dactyliophorus (ringed pipefish)
Lineage: Eukaryota; Metazoa; Chordata; Actinopteri; Syngnathiformes; Syngnathidae
Gene: ddx42
Product: DEAD (Asp-Glu-Ala-Asp) box helicase 42
Exons: 18
Coding region: 94-2631 (845 amino acids)
Molecular function (GO): ATP binding; nucleic acid binding; RNA helicase activity
Source: RefSeq, a predicted model, not a curated record